Molecule: messenger RNA, 1317 nt
Organism: Hyla sarda
Lineage: Eukaryota; Metazoa; Chordata; Amphibia; Anura; Hylidae
Product: E3 ubiquitin/ISG15 ligase TRIM25-like
Exons: 1
Coding region: 1-1317 (438 amino acids)
Molecular function (GO): protein binding; zinc ion binding
Source: RefSeq, a predicted model, not a curated record
AUGGACUGCACUUUCUGUGACUCUCCAGUUGUGGCUGUGAAAACGUGUCUGCUUUGUGAAGCUUUCAUGUGUAAGGAUCACCUGGAGGUCCACAGCAGAUCAUCCAGUCACGUCUUAUCUGAUCCCACCACCUCCCUGAAGAAGGAGAAAUGCUCUGUCCACAAUGAGAUCUUCAGAUACUUCUGCUCAGAAGAUGGUGUUUGCCUCUGUGUGUCCUGCUGUAUGGACUCGGCCCACAGAGAUCACCAGCUGGAGCCUCUCUUGGUGGCCUAUGAAAAGCUGAAGGAUAGCCUGAAGAGCAUCUUGGAAAAAUGGACUAGGAAUGAAAUAGAUGCUGAUCUGGAAUUGAAGAAUUUGCAGAAAGAAAAGAUGAGGAUCCAAGAAAAAAAAGAAGGGGUGAUGAGAAAUGUGGCUUCUCUAUUCCAAGAUGUCCACAGAAGGCUGGAAGCCUUGGAGAAACAAGUUCUUGGAGAAGUUUUCCAGCAGGUAAAGAUGAUCUCUCAAAUGGUUUCUCAACGAAUCCAGCAGGUUGAGAAGAAGAAGACAGAGCUGUCCGAAAAGAUAUCUCAGCUUGAGACACUGAGUAAGACGGCAGAUGUAGUCACGUUGUUGCAGCAAGGUGGGUCCUGGUGUGCUGGGGGUCUCCCUGACAUGGAGGAUAUAGGUGGGACCAUCAAACAGAGGUACGGAGAGCUUCAGGCCCCCAGUGAUCUGGAUGAGGGUCUGAUCUCAGUGACUCUAUAUCAUGGUCUGUCCGAUAUCAUAGCCAGUGCCAAGGGAAUGCUUUAUGUUCGGGAGGCUUCAGAUCUAUCCUUUAAUGUGAACACGGCUGGAGAACACUUGGACAUAACAGGUACCCAAAAAACCCUGAGAACUUCGUAUAAAAAGAUAAAUCGCCCCAAACUGUCCGAGAGAUUUCAGUACAGUCAGGUUUUAAGCACCAGAAGUUUCUCCUCAGGUCGACAUUACUGGGAAGUGGAGACUGGACAAUGCGGGAACUGGAGGGUUGGGGUGUGUUAUCCCAGUAUGGACCGGAGGGGGGACCAGUCCUACAUAGGACAUAACAGGAAGUCCUGGUGCAUAGGAGGGUGCAAUAGACUGUAUACAGUGAUGCACAAUGAAAGAACAACCCAUUUACCUCAGAAGUCUGCAGCCUCCAAGAAGUUAGGACUCUACCUGGACUAUGAGGCUGGGCAGCUGUCCUUUUAUGAACUGGGGGACACUAUAAAGAACUUAUACACCUUCAUGGCCACCUUCACUGAGCCCCUACAUGCCGCCUUUGGGGUAUGGAAUAGCCAUAUAACAAUAAGGAGUUAG